Mercenaria mercenaria is the source of this 2451-nucleotide messenger RNA. RefSeq names its product baculoviral IAP repeat-containing protein 7-B-like. The transcript has 9 exons. Lineage: Eukaryota; Metazoa; Mollusca; Bivalvia; Venerida; Veneridae. Gene Ontology annotation, biological process: regulation of cell cycle. The record is from RefSeq and is a predicted model, not a curated record. Bases 132 to 1394 code for a protein of 420 amino acids. Gene Ontology annotation, cellular component: nucleus; spindle microtubule; cytoplasm.
UUAUCAGCAUAAUUUAGCAUUGUGAAGCACCGAACGAAAAGCAAACUUUCAAGAACCCAUCGUAUCCGCAUCAAAACAAUGAUGAUAAAUUUCCUACACAGACAACAGAUGUCGAUACGGACUGUCCAAGCAUGCAGAUGGCCACAAGUGCCCGGUCAAUGUUUUCCCGACACGGCGAAACAAGCAUACCUUCAGGUUUUUCAUAUCAAUCUGGAAACGCUAGUUCUUUUGCUAUUCAUGCAGCAUUUGUACAAAGUUCAAACCUACCAAGGGAUUCGGGUGCUUUUGUUCCAUCUGUACCUAGAUACGUAGAUUAUAUCACGAAUGAAAAAAGAUUGUCAACAUUUCAAACAACAAAAUGGCUAGUAAACGAAAAGCCGGAUAGAGGUAUACUUGCGGAUCUCGGAUUUUUCUAUACAGGUCGGGAAGAUUUGGUAAGAUGCUAUGUAUGCGGCAUUGGUCUAAAAGACUGGGUGAAGAAUGACGAUGUAUUGAAGGAACACGUGAAGCAUUCGCCAAAAUGUACCUACUUAAUGCAAAGGUUUGGCAAACAAGAAGUUGAUCGUAUUCAGGCAGAGCUAUCGACAAGAAAUUUAUCUGGUUCCCAGCUGCCUUACAAAAUAAGAUCUCCUCAAUAUCAAACAAUGGAAGCAAGACUGGCAACUUUUGUAUCAUUUCCCGGCAACAUUGGAAUCCUGCAUCAGCAGUUAGCUGUCGCUGGACUAUAUUUUACAGGCCAAGGAGAUUUAUGUCGAUGUUUUACAUGUGACGGUGGACUCAAGGACUGGAGUGCAGGAGAUGACCCCUGCAAAGAACAUGCAACUUACUUCCCUAACUGCGACUACAUUAAUCAGCUAAAAGGAAGAGAGUAUGUUAGAGCAAUGCAACAAAGAAGGCACAGUAGCCAACCAGUGGGUGCUGCUGCCGGUGGAACUUCUCAGAUGACGAAAGAACCAGAAAUAUCCACGUUAUUAUCAAUGGAUAAACUUAAUAUUUCUAGCAGUGAACCUUCCAAAUCAAUGGUUAGUCGUCAAGUUACGAGGAUGGGAUAUUCAGAACGUGAUGUAGAAACUGCGAAAGCAGAACUGGAGAAAGCUGGUGAAACGAAUCCUAGCGUGGAGAGUAUUGUGAACAAGAUACUUGUUUUGCAAGGUCAAGUGACAAAUACCACUGCUGCGGAGGACAAUAAUCACGAAGAUUUGCAAGCGAUUGCUGAAGAAAACGAACAGCUUUCCCAGAUGAUCCAAUGUAUGCUGUGUAUUGACGAGGAACCGGAUAUCCUAAUUUUACCUUGUGCGCAUCACCGAAUUUGCCACAAAUGCUCUGAAAAUAUGACGCAUUGUCCUGUUUGCAACAAUUACAUUGAGGACAAGAUCAGGACGUACCGGGCGUAAUGAUGGGGCAUUGUAACAAACAAGUCAUAUUUUACGUAAUAUAUUAAUGCCACAGGUGUACGCUGCACUUCCAUAUACUGUAGAAGAUAUCACUGUAUGAAUGUGUUAAGAGUUUGUCACUUUGAGAAAUAACAUUUAUGGUCUAACCUUCCAAUUUCAUUUCAAUAUUUAGUCUCCUUGUGGGUUGAUCAGUGUGUGAAUGACUUAUUCUUACGUUAUAAUUCACGUAUGCCGAUUUGGACACUUAACUGAACAUAGGUAAAAUAUUAGCCAAUAAGGAAACAUAACAGACGGGAGUUUUCCUUGUUUUUUCCAGCAUACUCAGAUCCAGUUGUUUAGAUUGUGAACAACCGUGGUGGUUAGAAUAUUACAUGUUUGUUACAAGAGCCCUUUCUCCAAAUAUCCGCGAAGCGUUGUUAACCCAUGUUUUGAAUCCGAUGAUAUGAUAAAAAGCAUGGCUGGUCUUAAAUUAAAUAGAAUGCAGAAAAAAUGUGAUUCUGGUUAAAGUUAAAUACAACAAACUUUUUGUGGUGAAAACGAUUGUGUCAUGUCAAUGUAACAUAGAUAAUGUUGCGAUUGUUCUUUCAGCGCUGUGUGGAUAAUUAACGAAAGAAAGUUUGGAAAAUGUCAAUAUUCACAGUAAACACUACUUAUUGUUCUUAUUGUAAAACAGCUAGCACAUUGUGAUUAAAAUAUUUUAUUUUAUUUUAUUUUUUUGGCUAUCAAGACGGUUUUGCAAAUAUUAUCUUAAACAUAUAUUUACCGUGUACAAUAUUCUAGAUAUGGUAUAGUUACAGUUAUAUCAGAAUGAAUACACUUACAUAUCUAAAUGCACAUUUUCGUUGUUGUAUUGAUGAUUAAUUGUAUUGAUAUACACUACACUAUAGUUAUGGCUACCGUUUGUUAAAGACAUCCUAUACCCAACUUUCACUAAAAUAUUUUGUCUUUAGAUAUUUACUUCAAAUGUAGUAAAUGCUCAUCAAGUAUAUCGAAGUAACUAAAUGUAUACAUUUAUUGUCUAUGCUGAGUUAUAUUCAAAAUUAAAUGCCAUGCAGUA